UUGGGCGGAAGUGACAGUCUAGUCGUUGACGUUCUCCGUUCUUUUCUAACAUUUUAAAUUCAUCUUUUAUUCUCUCUAUUUGUCCGACUCCGUGAGCGGAGCAUUUCAGCAGAGUGAAGCAGAAGAGGUCAGACGUUUUCAUGGCACCAUCUGCUCGGCAGCAUCAAGCACGCCUGAACCGCAUGUUUAUGAAUUUUGGGGAGAACAUGGUGAUGUUUGUUAAAAAUGAGCUGAAGAGCAUCCAGAAGGUUCUCCUGACAAAUGAUGCAGAAUACUUGGAGAGUCAUAAUGAGGAUGAGGAGCAGAGGAGCAGCAGGCUGGUUUUCCUGUACCUCACAGUGACCUUCAUGAGGAGAAUGAAUUAUGAUGAACUGGCUGACUGUCUGCAGAGCAGAACUCGUGCUGAAGUUUGUCGUCAUAAAUUCAAAUGUAAGGUGAAGCAGAAGUUUGAGCGUGUGUUUGAGGGGAUCUCUAAAGCAGGAAAGACAACUCUUCUGAAGGAGAUCUACAUAGAGCUCUACAUCACAGAGGGCGGGGCUUCAGAGGUCAACCAGGAACAUGAGGUCAGACAGAUUGACGCAGCAUCCAGGAAAACAGACACACGAAGAACAAUCCCAUGUGAAGACAUCUUUAAAGCCUCAGCUGACACACAGCCACUAAUCAGAACAGUGCUGACAAAGGGUGUGGCCGGCAUCGGGAAAACAGUCUUAACACAGAAAUGGACUCUGGACUGGGCUGAAGGACAAACCAACCAGGACUUCCACUUCAUAUUUCCAUUCACUUUCAGAGAGCUGAAUGUGCUGAAAGAGAAGAAGUUCAGCUUGGUGGAACUUGUUCAUCACUUCUUUCCUGAAACCAAAGAAGCAGAAAUCUGCAGCUUCCAGCACUUCCAGGUCUUGAUCAUCUUGGACGGUCUGGAUGAGUGUCGCCUCCCUCUGGACUUCCACAGCAAUGACAUCCUGUCUGAUGUCACAGAGUCAAGCUCAGUGGAUGUGCUGCUGACGAACCUCAUCAGGAGGAACCUGUUUCCCUCUUCUCGCCUCUGGAUCACCACACGACCUGCAGCAGCCAGUCAGAUCCCUCCUGAGUGUGUGGACAUGGUGACAGAGGUCAGAGGCUUCACUGACCUUCAGAAGGAGGAGUACUUCAGGAAGAGAUUUAGAGAUGAGGAGCAGUCCAGAAGAAUCAUCUCCCACUUGAAGACCUCACAAAGCCUCCACAUCAUGUGUCACAUCCCAGUCUUCUGCUGGGUCACUGCUAUAGUUCUGGAGAACAUGUUGGACACCAAAGAUGCAUCAGAGCUGCCAGAGACCCUGACUGAGAUGUACAUCUACUUCCUGGUGGUUCAGUCCAGAGUGAAGAAGGUCAAGUAUGAUGGAGGAGCUCAGACAGAACAACUGUGGAAUCCAGAGAACAGGGAGAUGAUUGUGUCUCUGGGAAAACUGGCUUUUGAGCAGCUGCAGAAAGGGAAACUGAUCUUCUAUGAAGAGGACCUGACAGAGUCUGGCAUCGAUAUCGGAGCAGCCUCAGUGUACUCAGGAGUCUUCACACAAAUCUUUAAAGAGGAGAGAGGACUCUCCCAGGACACGGUCUUCUGCUUCAUCCAUCCAAGUGUUCAGCAGUUUCUGGCUGCUCUUUAUGUCCAUCUGACCAUCAUCCACUCUGGAGUCAACCUGCUGUCCAAAAAACAAACAACAUCCAGAAGGUCUGAGACAUCUGAAGAUAAACUUGAACUAACAUGUCUCCACCAGAGUGCUGUGGUUGAAGCCUUAGAGAGUCCAAAUGGACAUCUGGACUUGUUCUUGCACUUCCUUCUGGGUCUUUCCCUGCAGACCAAUCAGACUCUCCUACGAGGCCUGAUGAUACAGACAGACAGAAUCUCAGAGACAAAUCAGGAAACAGUCGGGCAUAUCAAGAAGAAGGUCAAUGAGAAUCUGUCUUCAGGCAGAAGCAUCAAUCUGAUCCACUGUCUGAAUGAACUGAAGGAUCAUUCUCUAGCGGAUCAGAUCCAGCAGCUUCUGAACUCAAGAAGUCUCUCUGAAGAAGGUCUUUCUCCUUCUGUUUUAUCAGCUCUGAUCUUCAUCUUGCGGUCAUCAGAUCAACAUCUGGAUGUGUUUGACCUGAAGAAAUACUCUGCUUUACAUGAGGCUCUUCUGGUGCUGCCAGUGAUCAAAGAAUCUAAAAAGGCUUUCUUAUCUGGCUGUAAUCUGUCAGAGAGAAGCUGUGAAGUUCUGUCUUCAGUGCAGAAAGUGCACGUAGUCCUUCGUGACAACGCCGCCAAUAUGCAGAAGGGGCUUGACGAAUGUGGCGUUAAAAGCCUCGGUUGCAUGGCUCACAAAAUACAGCUAGCAGUACACAAUGGGCUAAUUAGCCAGCGUAGCGUCUCUGACUGUGUAGCAAUUGGAAGACGAUUAGUGGAACAUUUCAAGCAUUCGCAGCUCGCUACAUCACGACUGCGUGGCAUCCAAACAGACCUGGGCUUGCCUAACAAGACCCUCCAACAAGAUGUCACGACUCGUUGGAAUAGUAUGCUGUACAUGAUGAAAAGUUUACUGGAACAGAAACGUGUGCUCAGAGUGUAUGGGACGGAUCAUGAGCUUCCCGUGUCAUUCACUAUGAGUCAAUGGAGUCUUAUCGAAAACAUGACCGCACUGCUGAGCCCAUUUGAACAACUGACGCUAGAAAUAAGCUCACAUUCAGCUUCUGCUGCUGACGUGAUACUCGCUGUUGUGGCACUGAAACGUUUACUGAGUAAGACCGUGGACACAGAUGCAGGAGUUGGCACUGCAAAGGCUACUUUAUUAGAAGCUAUCAAUAAGUGCUUCACGUCAAGAUUUUCUGAACCGCAUUACUAUCUGGCAACUAUUUUGGACCCAAGGUACAAAGACUGUUAUUUUGACACUACACUGAGGGCAACUGCCAUUACUGAACUGCAGCAAGAGAUUCACAGGAUGACAAACGAGAAUGAAAAAAAAUCACCUGAAGAAGAGGAGGAGCCAGGGGAAAAGAGGUGCAGACUGAGUGAUGAAAGACAACAUUCACUGAUGGACAUGUAUGCUGAGAUUUUGGAGGAAAGGCAGAGCUCAGAGCAGCACCCGCCAGACAAGCGCAGCAGUUUGUCAGCUCAUAAUCUGAAUGAUAAAAGGUUAAUAAAGGUCAAAGGUCUGAGGAAGCAGCAUCAGCAGCUCACGACCUACAUACAGGUCCUGGAAGGAACCUUCAGGACCUGGAACAGUGUCUGUGAGCAGCUCGAGGGGGUGAGACGAAGACUAGAACACGUGAGCAACAGUGACUUGACGAGCACAGUAACAGUGCCUCAUGGAAGGACAGAGUUCCAGAGAACCAGAGCUCAGUCUCACAAAUUAAAGUAG
Molecule: messenger RNA, 3371 nt
Organism: Thalassophryne amazonica
Lineage: Eukaryota; Metazoa; Chordata; Actinopteri; Batrachoidiformes; Batrachoididae
Product: protein NLRC3-like
Exons: 7
Coding region: 141-3371 (1076 amino acids)
Source: RefSeq, a predicted model, not a curated record